Molecule: messenger RNA, 611 nt
Organism: Homarus americanus (American lobster)
Lineage: Eukaryota; Metazoa; Arthropoda; Malacostraca; Decapoda; Nephropidae
Product: pro-resilin-like
Exons: 3
Coding region: 91-522 (143 amino acids)
Cellular component (GO): extracellular matrix
Source: RefSeq, a predicted model, not a curated record
UGAAGAUCGAGGUUGGUGGAGUAUACAGUAUAUAUACCGCGUCUGGGCAUCUCCGGGCAUCAGUCUCACUGUUCCCUGGCAACAGAUAACAUGUCUUACAAGGUUUUCGUCGUAGCAGCCCUCGUGGCCGUCAUCUCAGCAGAUAACCGCCCUUCUUACAACCCUCCACCUACACCCUACAACCCUCCAGCUCCCUCUUAUAAUGCUCCAGCUCCUUCCUACAAUGCUCCUGAACCUGUGGGUCCUGCUCAGUACAACUUCAACUGGGCAGUUAAGGACGACUACUCCGGCAACGACUUCGGCCACGAUGAAACUCGUAAUGGUUACGACACUCAGGGAUCUUAUUAUGUUCAGCUUCCCGACGGUCGUCUGCAGAGGGUUACCUACACCGUGAACGGCGACUCUGGCUACUUGGCUCAGGUCGAAUACCAAGGUGAAGCCCAGUACCCAGCCCAACAGCCCGCCCCAAGCUACCAACCCGCCCCCAGUUACCAGCCCGCACCUAGGCCCAGCUACGCUUAAAUUUAAUAACUGAGUAAUAAACGGGUUUUUUUAUAGAAAUGCAUAUAAAUUCUUAAGUCAUUAAAAAAAUAUAUGAAAAUGAGUUAAAA